Lacerta agilis (Sand lizard) is the source of this 3281-nucleotide messenger RNA. RefSeq names its product phosphatidylinositol glycan anchor biosynthesis class O (gene PIGO). Gene Ontology annotation, cellular component: endoplasmic reticulum membrane. Gene Ontology annotation, biological process: GPI anchor biosynthetic process. The record is from RefSeq and is a predicted model, not a curated record. Gene Ontology annotation, molecular function: mannose-ethanolamine phosphotransferase activity. Lineage: Eukaryota; Metazoa; Chordata; Lepidosauria; Squamata; Lacertidae. The coding region runs from base 27 to 3236 and encodes 1069 amino acids. The transcript has 11 exons.
GGAGUCCGCCCCCCUCGGCAGCCAGGAUGCAGAGAGUGCCGGUGCUGCUCUUCCUCGCCUGGACCUGCUUCCUCUUCUUCUCGGCCAUCGGACUCUUCACCAGCGGCUUCCUGCUCAUGCGUGUGGAGCUGGCGAACCGCAGCAGCUGCUCGGACUCCCUGGCCACCUCCCUGCCAGGGACCAGGGCCCCCCUCGGCUCCUGCUGGCUGCCAAGGCGCUUCCCCAAAGCCGUGCUCAUCAUCAUCGACGCCCUCAAGUUUGAGUUUGCCCAGUACGACCCCUCCAGGCGGGAGCCGCGGCCUUACGAGAACAAGCUGGGGUUCCUGCACCAGCUGGCCAGCCUGCAGCCCCGACAUGCCCGCCUCUUCCGCUUCCGGGCCGACCCUCCCACCACCACCAUGCAGCGCAUCAAGGGCAUCACCACCGGCUCCCUGCCCACCUUCAUUGAUGCAGGCAGCAACUUCGCCUCCUAUGCCAUCCAGGAGGACAACUUGGUGUGGCAGCUGGCGCAGAACGGGAAAAGAGUGGUGUUCAUGGGGGACGACACCUGGGACGGGCUCUUCCCCCAGGCCUUCUACCGCUCGUACUUCUUCCCUUCUUUCAACGUGAAGGAUCUUCACACUGUGGAUGACGGAGUCCUGGAGCAUCUGUAUGAGACAGUGGAUGGUGGCGAGUGGGAGUUGCUGAUUGCCCACUUCCUGGGCGUUGAUCACUGUGGCCAUAAGCAUGGACCAGACCACCCCGAAAUGGCCAAGAAGCUCUCGCAGAUGAACGACAUGCUCAGGUCACUGGUUGACCAUCUGGCGAAUGACACGCUGCUCCUGGUAGCAGGGGACCACGGCAUGACGGGGACCGGGGACCACGGAGGAGACAGCGAAGAGGAGGUCAACGCAGCCCUCUUUGUGUACAGCAAAGCCCAGCUGUUCCAGAGCCAGCCCCCUCAGGAGCCAGAGACCGUCCCGCAGGUGAACCUGGUCCCCACGCUGGCCCUGCUGCUGGGGGUGCCGGUGCCGUACAGCAACAUCGGGGAAGUGAUGGCUGAGCUGUUUGCCGCAGAGGGCGGCGCUGCCUCCUCGCUCCUCGCCCAGCUGGCGGCAUACAGCAUCAACGCCCGGCAGGUCAACCGCUUCCUGCACUCCUACUCGCGGGCAGCCCAGGACAUAUCGGCGGAGAAGCUACGGCGGCUCCAGGACCUCUUCUCUGCUGCCGUGGAAGAGCACGAGCAGCUCUCCGCCCAGCCGGGGACUCCUGCUCUGCCUCACCUGGAGCACCUCCGGGGCCGCUUCCGGCGCUAUCUGCAGGAGGCAAGGGCUGUCUGCGCUGAGUCCUGGGCCCGGUUUCACCCGGCCCGCAUGCUGGCUGGCUGCGCCCUCCUGACGUCUUCCUGCGUGCUGUGCUACGUUGCCUCCAGGGUGGCCUCGGGCCUGAGCUUCUCCUACCACCGCCUCCUCCUCUACCCCGUCCUCUGGGGUGUGGUGGGGGUCGCCCUGCCAGGCCUGGCUCACCUCCUCGGCUGGGCCGUUGUGGACCUUGUCCUGCUCUCCUCCUGGGGAGCGGCAGCCUCCCAGUGCGGCUUCUUCUGGCACUGCUGGGCCAAGCGGCUGUGGAGGAGCCAUGCGGCCAGCGCUUGUUCUCCCUCUGCGGACCCCAGCCUGAGGCAGAGGCUGCGCGCAUCGGGGCUGGGCCUGCCCGGAGGCAUCCUACUGGCUCGCUGUGGCGCCAUGCUCUCGGACAGCUUCGUGGUGGCCGAGGCGCAGGUGGCGCCCUUCCUGCUGGCCUCGCUGGUGCUGCUGCUGGUGCUGCGCCUGCACUGGGAGGGGCGGCUGGAGGGCGGCUCCCCCCCGGCCCUGCGGCUGCUGGGGCUGCUGGCCGUGGUCCUUGCCUGCACCCGCCUCUCGGCGCUCUUCCGGCAGUGCCGCGAGGAGACCCCCUGCUGCCGCUCCUCGACGCUCCUGGCCCCGCUCUCCAGCCUGCAGGACCCGGGGGCCAAGAACUCCUGCUACCUCCUCUGCCUGGCCGUGCUGGCCUGCCUGGCCUGGGGCGUGCGCCGCUGGCUGCGCCACUACGGCAACCUCAACAGCCCCAGCGCCCCGGUGCUCUUUGUGCGCUGGGGCUUCCCACUGCUGGCCGUCUGCAUCGGGGGCUACUGGGCCAUCACCUCCGGGGCCGAGGAGGCCCUGGUCAAGCUGCACGCCUGGGUGCAGCUGGCCCUGGUGGCCUUCCCCCAGGGGAUCUUCGGCCUGGUGCUGGUGGGGCUCCUGCUGGUCCUCUGGGACCCCGUGACCGUCUUCGUGCACGACAGCCGGGAGCCGGCCCAGGCACCCAUCGUCUCGCCCAGCUCCCAGGCGGAGCUCCUGCACGUCAUCCCCCAGCUCUACCGGCGGAUGCAGCAGUCCCUAAAGAGCCGUCUGGACGAGGCCAAGUCAGGCGGCAGGGCCACGGUAGCCGCCUACGGGCUGGGCAGUGUCUACUCAGCUGCGCUCCUCAUCUGCCUGGCCCUGCUGGGCUUUCUCUUCAUGACGCUGCAUAGCGAGCGGCUCAGCCUGGCCUUCCUGCUGCUCUUCCUCGAGGCCUUUGCGCUGCUCUGGAUGCACGCCUGCGCCGUGGCGCUCUCCUCCUCCUCCUCCUCGCAGGCUGAUCCCUUCGUGGUGCCCUGGUACGCCCUCAUCGCCUGGGCUCUCGCUGCCGCCCAGUUCUUCUAUGCCACAGGCCACCAGCCAGUCUUCCCAGCCAUCCACUGGAACGCGGCCUUUGUCGGCUUCCAGCAGGGGCAUGAAACCAACCUGCUGCCGGCGCUCCUGGUUGGGGCCAACACCUUCGCCUCCCACAUCCUCUUUGCAGCCGGCUGCCCUUUGCUUCUGCUUUGGCCGUUUGUCAGUGAAAUGCCCACCACCUCCAAGGGCAAGAAGUCGAAGGCAGAACCUCCAGACAGGGAAGAGCAGAUGAUGGAGAUGAGGCUCCGCGAAGUCCCAGAGAAGUUCUCAGCAGCGCUUCUGCAGCUGGGGCUCAAGUACCUGCUUGUUCUGGGGGUUCAGAUUCUGGCUUGUGUCUUGGCAGCGAUCAUCCUCAGAAGGCACCUUAUGGUCUGGAAGGUGUUUGCUCCCAAGUUCCUCUUUGAAGCUCUGGGCUUCAUGGUGAGCAGCGUCUUCCUCCUGCUGGGCAUCGGCCUGGUGAUGCGGGUGGACUGCGCCGUCAGCCUGUGGUUCAAGCAGCUCAUCCUCGCUCAGUCCAGGUAGCAAGAGAGGAAGAGGGACCUUCUGGCAAAGCGCCCCCCCUUGCAG